AUGCCUAUUAAAGCAAUUCCAUCUGUUGCCCAGCCCGAGGGCAGGAGGGGGCCCAAGGCCGUUUUGUGCCUCCCAAUGGACCAAGCUUGCCCGGGCAAGCUGUGCCUCCCACGUAAUCGGGCUAGCCCGAGGGCUAUUGACUUCAUGGCUGAUGCCAGCACCUGGAUUCAAAAAAAAUUUUGA
Molecule: messenger RNA, 183 nt
Organism: Prunus armeniaca (apricot)
Lineage: Eukaryota; Viridiplantae; Streptophyta; Magnoliopsida; Rosales; Rosaceae
Source: the annotation of a GenBank genome assembly